Molecule: messenger RNA, 1730 nt
Organism: Oryza brachyantha (malo sina)
Lineage: Eukaryota; Viridiplantae; Streptophyta; Magnoliopsida; Poales; Poaceae
Product: patatin-like protein 3
Exons: 3
Coding region: 42-1412 (456 amino acids)
Biological process (GO): lipid metabolic process
Source: RefSeq, a predicted model, not a curated record
UCGUCGACGCCAAAACCCCUCCCCCUCGCCGGCGACACGAGAUGGAGCCGGCCGCCGCCGCCGAGCAGCUGGACGUGGACAAGCUCACCUACGAGAUCUUCUCCAUACUGGAGAGCAAGUUCUUGUUCGGUUACGAUGACCCCAAGCUCGUGUUCAGCGGCGGGUCGUCGCCACACGGGGUGGUGGUGUCGGGGAAGGGGACUCCGGCGAGAGCGGCGGCGGAGCGUGGUAAGGUGUGCGUGCUGUCGAUUGAUGGAGGCGGGCGUGCUGCGGAUGGGUUGCUCGCCGGCGCCGCGCUGGUGAGGCUGGAGGCGUCGCUGCGGCGGCGGACUGGGGAUGAGGAGGCGAGGCUGGCGGAUUUCUUUGAUGUGGCUGCCGGCUCCGGCGCGGGCGGCGUGCUCGCGGCGAUGCUGGUCGCGCACGGCGGGGACGGGCGGCCGAUGUUCUCGGCGGAGGACGCGCUGGCGUUCCUCAUGCGGAGUCUCCGGCGAGGGUGGUCUGGCGGCGGCGGCGGAGGCGGCCUCCGCGCGCUGUUCCGCCACCGCUCCGGCGCCGCGUUCCGGAAGGUGUUCGGCGACCUCACGCUGCGGGACACGGUGCGGCCGGUGCUCGUCCCGUGCUACGACCUCGCGUCGGCGGGGCCGUUCCUCUUCUCCCGCGCCGACGCCGUCGAGACGGCGGCCUACGACUUCCGCCUCCGCGACGUGUGCGCCGCCACGUGCGCCGGGUCGGACGGCUCGGCGUCGGCGGUGGAGGUGCGGUCCUCGGACGGCACGACCCGCAUCGCGGCCGUCGGCGGCGGCCUCGCGCUCGGCAACCCCACGGCGGCGGCCAUCACGCACGUGCUCAACAACAAGCGCGAGUUCCCGCUCGCCGCGGGCGUCGACGACCUGCUGGUCAUCUCCAUCGGCAGCGGCGAGUGCGAGCACCGUCACUCCGGCGGCGCCACCGCCGCCUCGACGUCCGAGAUCGUCAGGAUCGCCGCCGAGGGCGUCGCCGACAUGGUGGAUCAAGCAGUGGCCAUGGCGUUCGGACAUAAUAGGACAAACAACUACAUCCGCAUACAGGCGAUGGGUUCGCCGCGGGCGAGCCAAGGAGGGGUCAGGUGUGGCGGCGGCGGCGGUGGCGGCAAUGGCGCAGGGUGGGGCGUGGCGGAGGAGAUGCUGUCGCAGAAGAACGUGGAGUCGGUGCUGUUCCGGGGGAAGAAGCUGGCGGAGCAGACCAACGCCGAGAAGGUGGAGUGGUUCGCGCACGAGCUCGUCAAGGAGCGCGACCGCCGGAGGACGGCCGGCGCGCUCGCCCCCGCCGUCGUCAAGCAGCAGCCGUCGGCGGCGGCGGCGGCCGACGGCCACCCGCCGCCGCCUACGUCGUACUCGAACCUGGUCAGCCAGAUGUUCACCACCAUCCUGUAGUGUAGACGUGCGUGCGUGGCCAGUGAGAUGUGCUUCCGAUGUAUUCAUUCUCUCCUUAUUUUGCCUGAUUUUUGUAAAUGUAGAGUAACAAAAAUGUUCGUUGCUUGCCGUGAUCUGUACGUAGGACAUGUCUGUUUAUUUAAUCUCCCUCUAAAUCUUAGGAUGCUUAAUGCAGAGCGAGCUGGUUAGUUGACUAAAAGCUGUAGAAUCAAGUUAAGUACUACCACUACUACUAUAGUGAAAGCUGUUAUAGAAAAAACUAAAGCAAACACAUAAUAGUAAUAUAAGAGGAUCAGAUCACUGAAACAAGUGCCAGAU